AUGCACCAAAUUAUGGUUCGACUCACUUUUAGUUGCGUAAUAAAAAUGAUGCAUUGCAGCGAUUCUGACGGCACACUGCAAAAUUGUGCUAGAAAUAUGGCUGAUUUGAUCAAUCCAGUUGAUGUGGAUAAUCCUGAUGAUAGCAAAGCAACUAGCACAUGUCUUCAGAGAAAUGAAUCUCAAAAUAUCUAUCAUGGAUCGAUAAGCUAUCUGCAACACUACAAACAAACACAUGGAUACAUGUUUCAAGGUAUCAAUAAUGAUCGGCCCAGCACUAGCAAACUAUUUAAAGUAAUUGAUUUCAUCUGGAAUCAACAUGAACUAAGCAAAUUAGAAAACAUCAGAAGAAUGCUGUUACAUUGUGAUGAUAGUGCCAUAAACAACCAUUUUGUAGAGUUGAAAGCAGUGCUCAUGAAGUUCAUUGCGAUGACUUUGGAAUCACGAAAAAGACUAAGCCAGGUUAAAAAAAGAAAGAACGAAAGUAAGAACAUUGUUGAUGCAAUUAGCGAGCACAUGAAAGAGACAUAUCAUAAUACUAUUAAGGGUUAG
Messenger RNA from Vavraia culicis subsp. floridensis, 549 nucleotides. RefSeq lists its product as uncharacterized. The transcript has a single exon. Bases 1 to 549 code for a protein of 182 amino acids. NCBI's taxonomy places the organism in Eukaryota, Fungi, Microsporidia, Pleistophoridae. The record is from RefSeq and is a predicted model, not a curated record.